AUGGAGGCCCUGCCGGCCGACGAAGAUGCUCCUCAGACUGGCCCUGACGAGCCACCUUUACCGGCGAAACCGACAGCGCAAGCCUUGCCGGAGAAAGCAUCAGAUGAUCCCCGGUCUGGGCUCGAUUUUCUUAGAGCUACCGGUGCUCCGGUGACAGCAGAACCUCCUAGGUCUACGGUUCAUGACUCUGCUGCUAGAGUAACCCCUACUCCUUCUGAUUCUCCACAUCCUGUCGCCUUCACUCUACCCCCGGCUGUUGCUUCUUGCAGCAAAGAUCCCCCACCGCCAUCGCCUAGCCCCACUCCAAGCACGGUGCGUGUGUCUGUUGGCCCGCCGUCGGCUUCUUCCACUCCCAAGCGAGCGCGAAAUGGGAAGUGGGCGCAGAGUACUCUGGUCGUCGGAGGCCGCCGUAUUCCACCGCCUGACAAUGACAAAGAAGCUGAGCAACCGGAGGAAGUUGACAUCCCUGUGCGCACGGAUACCGGCUCGCCCGCACUCACCAAGAUGCAGCUGCGAGAUCAGGUGUACCUUGAGGCGAGUAUUAACUACGAGACGAAGUGGUCGCAACACUUUUCCUGGCUGGUGUUUGGGAAGACCAAGGACGGUUUUCCAUACGUGAAGUGCUCCAUCUGCAUGUCGUACGCGAAGGGGAACAAGAGGUACGCCAUGCAAGGUGACGACGGUGGCCGUGACUUGCAGACGCAGUCGUUCAGGGCGCACGAGCAUACGGACGCACACAAGGCAGCGGUGGAUCGGCAGUUGAAGCUUGCGGCGGGCAUCCGCGAGGGCCAGCAGGCGAUUUUUGACUUCAUCAACUCCGACGUCGAGGGGCGGCGCGCGAUUCGUCUCAUGCGUGAGGCGUUGGCUGUGAAGGACGCCGCUGAGUCAAACGAGGACCUUGGCAUGGUUGACAAGGUGGCCUACGAGAUUGUGACGUACUACAAGUUCCAGUUCUGUUUGUUUUUCCUGGCCGACAUUCUGGCCGACAUGAACGACCUCAACCGCUGCUUCCAGAGGCGUGAGCUGGAUGUGACUGAGAUUUCGAAGACUAUUGAGUCCACCACGGGUGACCUGACGGAGCGCUACUUGACGACAAACAAACCGUUCGGGGGCGAGGGGAAGAGCUGGCUGGUAAACUUCCUCAAGGUCCACAAGGAGGGUGGAGGCAAGCAGGUCCGGGUUCGAGGCGUGGACGGAGAGGGACGCCCAAUCAACCACCUCUACACCAUGCAUGAGAGGAAGCUGAAGGGCCACAAGGAGGGAAGCACCUACGCAGACUGCGUGAAGCUGUGCCGCCAAUUUUCCCGCGACUGCGUGGACAACCUGAACGAACGGCUGGAUGACCUUGGGAAGCUGGGCCCGACGAAGCUGUUCCGGGCGGGGAAGUGGCCGAAGAUCAAGGCCCAGCGAGAGAAGAAGUGCAAGGAGUGGCUGCACGGAUGCAGCAGGCUCUUCCGCCACAAGCUGCCGGGAUUCGACCUCAAAGCAGCAGAGAGGGAGCUCCCGACAUUCUGCGCGAUCAUGGAGUCACACCAUGAGAUGGAGAGCUUCGCCCAGGGCCUUAACAACUUUCUUGGGAGCGUAGACGCAAAGAGCCUGAAGCUGGCCGUGGCAGAGAGGGAGAGGAAGGGGAAGCAGAAGGAGGGUGAAGCUGUGGCUGCUGGAACUGCGGGGGAGAACGAGGACGAGGAGGAGGAGGAGGAGGAGGAGGACGAUGAAGUGGAACAGGACUUGGCCGACGAUCAGGAGGUCGUGGAAGAGGAGGACAACCCUUGCCUGUCAGACGAUGAGGACGUAGAGGAGGUGUACUUCAUUGACAAACCCGUGCACUAG
This is a messenger RNA of Closterium sp. Naga37s-1, 1833 nucleotides long. The record is from the annotation of a GenBank genome assembly. Lineage: Eukaryota; Viridiplantae; Streptophyta; Zygnematophyceae; Desmidiales; Closteriaceae.